AUGCCCCUGCAGGUGAAACUCCAGGGAGCCCUGGGCCCUCUGAGGAAGGAGCUGGAAGAGGUCCUGGCUCUGACGUUUAAAGAGGAGAAGAAAACCACAGAGUGGCAGAGGUCCAGUCACACACUGCUGAGAGCGGAGGAGCAGCUGCUUCUGCAGAGCCUGGAGGAGGAGGAGAGGGCGACUCUGCAGAGACUACAGGAAAAUGUCACCAAACUCUCCCAGCAAAGCUCCUCUCUGCAGCAGCUGAUCACAGAGAUUGAGGAGAAGUGUCAGCAACCAGUUGUCGAGCUGCUAAAGGAUGUGAAAAGCACAUUGAGCAGAAGUGAGAAUGUGAAACUUCAGGAACCAGAAGCUGUCUCUACUGACCUGAAGGACAUGUAUAAAAUUUCCCUUGACAUGAAUGAAGUGCUGAAGAAAUUUGGAGUGGACGUGACUCUGGAUCCAGACACGGCUCAUCGCUGGCUCGUCCUGUCUGAGGAUCGGAAACAUGUGAGACUUGGAGACAAACGCCAGGAUCUGCCCGACAACCCUGAGAGAUUUGAUAAAUAUGCCAUUGCCCUGGGCGCUGCUGGGUUUGCGGGCGGGAGGCGUUACUGGGAGGUGGAGGUGGGAGACAAGACAGACUGGGACCUGGGGGUUUGUAGGGAAUCUGUGAGCAGGAAGGGGCCGGUCACACUAACAACCAAACAGGGAUACUGGGUCUUGCGGCUGGAGGAUGGGAAAUACAAAGCCUUCACCUACCCCCUGACCCCCCUCCCCGUGAGCGUCAGGCCCAGCCGGGUCGGGAUUUUCCUGGACUAUGAGGCGGGCGAGGUCUCAUUUUACAAUGUUACUGACAGGUCCCAUCUCUUCACUUUCACUGACACCUUCUCCAGGACUCUCCGCCCUUAUUUCUGUCCCUGGGUCAGUGCUGGGGGUACAAACGUGGCUCCCCUGAUAAUCUGCCCAAUCCCAGCUCAGGCCGGAGGGAAUCUCUGUCCCUGA
Molecule: messenger RNA, 984 nt
Organism: Malaclemys terrapin pileata
Lineage: Eukaryota; Metazoa; Chordata; Testudines; Emydidae
Product: E3 ubiquitin-protein ligase TRIM39-like
Exons: 6
Coding region: 1-984 (327 amino acids)
Molecular function (GO): protein binding
Source: RefSeq, a predicted model, not a curated record